AUGUUUAUUUAUAUUGUUCGAAUUUUUAUUGCUCUAUUGUCAAAAACAAAAUAUAUUCCUGUAAAUAUGAGUGAUUCUGGUGCUGCAGCAAGUUCAACUAAACUGAAUUCAUCGACAGCCAAGAAACGGACGUCAUCUGAUGCUGGUCUCGAUGAAGGAGCAGAUAUUGAGAACCAAGCAAAUGUGAAACGUGUUGUUGUUUUCGAAGCCUUCAAAUUAUUCGAUGUUCAAUCAGCGGAAGAACUCGACGCUAAACUUUUACUUAUUCAAAACAAGAAACUCUCAGAAUGUGUGCAAAACUGUCGUAAAGCCGAAGUUGAAUGGAAAGCAAAGAUUGAUCAGUUAGAAACCGAAGUUGAAUGGAAAGCAAAGAUUGAUCAGUUAGAAAGUAACAAAGCAAGUGUAGAUUGUAAAUGGAGCAUGAUCGAUCUCUAUUGGACACAACUUGAUGAAGAUAUUCGUCGUUUAUUAGAACGAUUUGACGCAACAACAUCCAUUGAUGGAAGUAGCGAUUCAUUGAGUAACGAUGGAAGUAAUUCCAAUACGAAUGCAACAAUGAAUGACGAGCGACAAGGUGAAGAAAUUCGUUCAUAUAUUCGACAGUUGAAUACUUGGCAGCGAGGAGAUCUCGAUGCGCAUUUGAAGCAACGUUUAGACUUUUCUACCAAAGCGAUUGUUAAGCUCGUACGAGUUUUUGAUAAUCUAUCUGAUAAAUAUCAACGAUUAUUUACUUCGAUCAAUUCUCCCGGUGAAUCAAAUUCAACUCUCGAAUGCAAACCUGAAGUAUAUAAAGCUGUUCUCGACCGAAAUGUUCAUCUCGAGCACGAAAAUGAUCGUAUUCAACGUCUAAACACAAGUUUACAGAGUCGCAUUCAUGAAAUAACCCUUCGAUGUACAGAUUUAAACAAUCAAAUUGUUCUUCAAGAAGAGCAAUUACUCGAAGGCAAAAGUCAUUUAUCGGAUCUUGAAUAUGAACUAGAAAAGUCUCGCAGUAAAGAAACGAAGCUAGAACGAUCAUUAGCAGAUGCAAUCGCUAAACUCGAAUGUGAUCGAUUGAAACUUCAAAUGAAUGAUGCGAAACAAGACCCAGAUUCACAUGCUGAUUCAGCGAAUAACAGCACGAUUGUAAUUGCAGAAAAUAAAUAUGCAGAUUUACAAGCAGAAAUUGAAGAAUAUAAAGAGUUAGCAGCUGGUCGUUUAGGUGAAUUAGAAAAAUUAAUGAGUGAUCACGAAACAACAAAGCGAGAGGUUGAAGUUUUAAAAAAUCGACUUCGAUCAUUACCCGAAGAGUUAAUUACCGAAACGCCAGAAUUUAAGUGUCUUCAAUCACGUUAUACAGCUUUAGUUAACGAAAGUGUUCAUCUAAGACACCAGUUAGCUGAAGCUCGUGAACUUGUCAAAUGUACAAAAACAGUCUACGAUCAUCACUUUGAAAAAAUUCAGCAUGAAGAAUUUGAAAAUCAACGAAAGCUACAUGCGAAUAUUGAACAAGUUGUCACUGAUUUAGCUGAAGCUCGUCGUGACUAUGAUCUUCUUCAGGUUGAAUACGAAAAAGUUCUGAAUGCUAAUCAACAAUCUGUGCCCAUUGCACGUGAAAUGCGAAGUUUAAUCAAUCAUUUACAAGCUCAAUGUAAAUUAUAUAAUCUCGAAGCAAGCCGCUGCAAAAAACAGUGCAAAGAAUUGGAAGACGAGUUAACAAGACUCAAAGUAAAACAAGAAAGCAAUGCUAGUAACGGACUUAGUUCCCAGAUAAGUAUAACAACAUCAGAACCUACUUCUACCGGAUGCAUAAUUACAACUAAUCAACUACCGUCGCCAACGAUCAAAGAAGAGUCAACAAAUCCAUUUGCUGCACCAUCGUCAUCUUCAACUGCGGUAAAACCUGAAACAGCUAUUAAAGAAGAAUCAAUCGAAGGGAACGAUGAUAGUCGACUUGGAGAAAAUUCUUGGUUGGAAUUUCCUGACCUACCGGAUAGUGAUUUGGAUGAAUCUUCAGGAAAUCUAGCGCGUCUUUCGUCAAAUCCUGUAACUGCAGAAGAUAAAGAUGCAGAAUUACGUAAUCUUAGAACAGAGUAUAAAAAACUUACAGAUAUGGUGAAAGAAUACAAGAUUUUAUUGAACAUGUACAGAAGUGCGCCGAAAGAGACACGUGAUAAAGCUAAUCUAAUGACAUCAGAAAAGAAACUACGACAAGAACUCGAUGAAACCCGGAACGAAUUGAAAAAACUUCAAAUUUAUGUAAAAACUUUGCGGAAAAAAUGUAACGAAGAUGAAAUACAAAACAAGAUGCGUUCAUUUCAAGAUACAAUCCGUGACCUUGAAAAGAAUCUCGAAACUCGUAAGCAAGAAGAAGCCGCUCUACUCAAUGAAAUUGAAGUGACUGGUCAAGCAUUUGAAGAUAUGCAAGAACAAAAUAGUCGUCUUUUAUCCCAAUUACGCGAAAAAGAUGAUGCACAUAUCAAACUCAUGGUUGAACGUGUCAAAUCGCAACAAUCCCAGAAAGCUAUGUCCGACGAAAAAGUCCUCCUCCUCCAACAAACAACUGUUCUUCAAGAACAACUCGAGGCACAAGCAGCGAUGAAUCAAAAAUACGAAGAAACAAUCGCAUCACUCCGCAACAGUGUCUUAGUUUUGGACAAAGAACUGAGUACAAUGCAUCAAACAUUGGAUGCACAUAAACGGAAAACCAUUGAAAGUGCGCAAACAUCUGCUGAUCUGAAACUUCAUCUUGAUCGUUAUCAUGCGCAAUUGAAAGAAGUUCAAGAAUUAGUCGCUGAAAAAUCAGAAGCACUUGAAAAACAAAAUUUCAAAAAUCGACGACUUCAAGAAGACGUGAAGAAUUUAAAUCGUAAAUUAGAUCGAUCACGUAAACUAGAGAUGGCAUCGAAUAAAGACGAAGUUUUACUAGAAGAAAUACGUGAAUACAAAGAAAUUCUUCGUUGUCCAGCAUGUAAAAAUAAACAACGUGAUGCAAUUCUUUCCAAAUGUUUCCAUGUAUUCUGUUAUGAUUGUCUCAAAUCACGAUACGAUUCGCGUCAACGUAAAUGUCCCAAAUGUAAUACAGCAUUUGGACAAUCGGACAUGCAUAAAAUCUGGUUGGUCUAA
Messenger RNA from Adineta ricciae, 3105 nucleotides. Lineage: Eukaryota; Metazoa; Rotifera; Eurotatoria; Adinetida; Adinetidae. The record is from the annotation of a GenBank genome assembly.